Molecule: messenger RNA, 3355 nt
Organism: Salvia hispanica
Lineage: Eukaryota; Viridiplantae; Streptophyta; Magnoliopsida; Lamiales; Lamiaceae
Product: nodulin homeobox
Biological process (GO): flower development
Molecular function (GO): single-stranded DNA binding
Source: RefSeq, a predicted model, not a curated record
CACACUCCCUAAACCAUCAAUUUUCAUGAAAAAACAAAAUUGAAUAAGGUUUUCGCACCAACGCUAUUUAUCUUACUUAAAUUACCUCCAUUUUUCCGCUCUCUGCAGUUCGUUACUCCAAAUAGUAACUUCGCCUGCCAUCCCUUUCAAGUUUUGAGAUUCUGAAGGAUGAGGGCAUCAAACGAAGCGUCUACCAGCACUGAGCUGGCGAGCACUUUAUUUCGAGGCCGGCCUGAGGUGGCACUUGAUUUAAUUGCUGCGGUCAAGGGACUGCAUGAGCUUAGUCCUCAACAGCUUGGCAAACUAAUCAGAGAUUCUGGGAACAAUGUGGUUAGGCACAUUGUCGAAGAUGGAUCGUGCAUACAGGUUGACUUGGAAAAAUUGGCAAGGAAUCUUCCUCUUCACCUUAUUGCAGUGAUUAUGGCUUGGGAAAGGGACAAAGCCACAUUAAAAUAUUUGCUGUAUGGAAUUCUUCUCUUGCAUUCCAUGUGUGAUCUUGCCUCUCGGGUGCCCAAAAUUGAACAGAUAUUGCUUGAUGAUGUGAAGAUAUCAGAACAACUGAUUGACCUGGUAUUUUAUCUGCUAGUUCUACUUGGUUCAUACAGACAGGAAUCUCACACCAUUCCCAGUGACAUGGUUCUUCUUCAUUCGGCUCUGGUAGCUUGCAGUCUAAAAUUGUUGACAGUCAUUGUUUCUCCACAGUACCAAGAGGUUGCUCAAGCAUUGACUGCAUAUUACAAGGUGGACAUAUUCAUAGAGGCAGCAUUUGCUGCUGUUUGUGUGGAUGUCAAGUUUCUGCAGAUCAAACUGUGUGCUCAACAGGAUGAUUCAUCUGGAAGUGCUUCCCCUACUGCUGAAGAGACCUUGAAUCACCUCUGCCAGCAGUGUGAUUCUUCUCUUCAAUUUCUACAGUCCCUGUGUCAGCAAAAGUUGUUCCGGGAAUGCGUUGUUAAGAACAAGGAGUUGUGUGGCAAUGGUGGCGUUCUUAUUCUGGUUCAGGCCGUCAUGAACUUAAAGUUAUCGGGCUCGGACAAUAUUUCCUCAUACAUGGCUGCUAUCUCACGCUUAAAAUCUAAAGCUUUAUCUAUUCUUUUGCACCUUUGUGAAGCUGAAAGUGUAUCCUACCUGGAUGAGGUGGCCAGCAACACAGCAACUCAGGAUAUGGCAAAGUCUGUUGGACUCGAGGUUCUUGCGUUGCUGAAAAAAAUGUUUGGUAUAGAUUCAAGACAGUUAAAUGCUCCCUCUGAGGCAAGCUACCAGAAGGGGCAACUGGAACUUAAUGCAAUGCGCUUGGCAGAUGUCUUCUCAGAUGAUUCAAAUUUUCGGUCAUUCAUCAUGAUAAACUUUAGGGAAGCUUUAGCAGCAAUCUUUCUACUCCCUCAUGGAGAAUUUGUAUCUGGCUGGUGCUCGUCUGACCUGCUAGUUUGUGAAGAGGAUGCACCAUUAGAUAUACCUCGGUCAUCUUAUGCUCAUCAGAGAACGUCUUUGUUGAUUAAAGUGAUUGCAAACCUUCAUUGCUUUGUUCCUGAUGUAUGCCAGGAUGAGAAGGAUCUAUUUCUAAACAAGUUCAUUCGGUUCAUACAGAAGGACUAUCAGAAACUGUCAGAUGGAUUCUUCUCUACUUCAGAAGCUGACAAAGUGUCCACAGUUAGCAAGAACUUAUGUUCACUGUUAAGUCAUGCAGAGUCUUUGGUUCCAGGAUUUUUGAAUGAAGAUGAUGUACAACUGCUGAGGUUAUUUAUAAGUCAGUUUGAGUCCCGGAUCGUUCGUGCUGCAUCUGAAGAUCAUUUAAUCCAUGAUGAGAAAAAUGCAGUUGUGCAUUCUUCACCCUUACACCGAGAAAUGAGUUCUGGUCAUGGCAAUAAUGUUGUCAACAUGGGAGAGGGUACACUGGAUCUUGGUUUCCAAGAAGUGGUUCAGUUUGAUGCCAACAGGAGAGGGGAGCAAUUUUUUGAUAGGAAGAACUCUGGGAUGAUGGAGCAGGAAAAAUCCAAUGGGCCUUCUAUAAAUUCGCGAGAAAAUGAGAAAGAUGGUCGAGCUUUUUAUAGUAGUGGGUCGGAUUCCAGUCCUACUCGAGGAAAGACCCCCAUUGAUCGCAUGGAUGUUGAUCAUAUCAAGGGAAGUAGCUUUGAUGAAACUGCUGAAGAAGAAAAGACUGAUCCUAUACAUUCUGAAGAGAAGCAGCAACGGAAACGCAAGAGAACUAUAAUGAAUGAUAAACAGAUAGCUCUUAUUGAAUCUGCACUUAUAGAUGAACCUGAUAUGCACCGCAAUGCAACCGCUCUACGGUUGUGGGCUGAUAAAUUGAGUAUUCAUGGCGCUGAGGUUACUACUUCAAGACUAAAAAAUUGGCUUAAUAACCGGAAAGCUAAGCUGGCACGUGCAGCCAAAGAUAUCCGUGUAUCAUAUGAUGGAGACACUGCUGACAGACUAGGAGGCUCUGGGCAUCUUGACUCACCGCGGAGCUCUAUGGAUGAUGCCCGUGUCUCACUUUCUGCAAGAGGGAGCAAUGGUGAUGAGGUUACAGAUGUUGCAGUGUCAGCUAAUGCUGAUGAAGACGUGGGGACAUCACAUGCUGCACCUAGGGAUAUUGCAACGCCAAGCCCGUCCUUUGAACCGGGGCAAUAUGUAAUGCUUGUGGACGAGAGAAGGGAGGAGAUUGGGAAGGGUGCAGUGUUUCAAGUUGGUGGACUUUGGUGUGGGAAUGACUUGGACCAAUCUGGCACGUGUGUUGUGGACAUCAAGAACCUCUCAGUCGAUAUAUUUUCCAAUGUUCUACACCCGGUGGAGGGCACACGCAGAUUUUGUCAGGCUGAGAAAAGAUUUGGUUUGAUGCGAGUCUUGUGGGAUAUAAACAAACUCUUUCUCUACUUUGAGUCCGGGGAACACGUGAUGCUUGUAGGCGACAAAGCAGAGGAGAUUGGGAAGGGCAAGGUUUUUCAAGUACGUGGGAAAUGGUGCGGGGAGGAUUUGGAGCAAUCUGGUAUGUGCGUAGUUGACAUCACGGAACUAUCAAUUGAGGCAUUUGCUGACCUUCCGCAUCCAGUGGAAGCCACGGGUAACAAGUUUUAUCAGGCUGGGGAAAGGCUUGGUGUGAUGAGAGUUCUGUGGGAUUCAGACAAACUCUUGCGGUUGCCAGCUCGGUGAUUCACACAGGCUCGGGCUCGAUGUUAAGGUUCACUUUGCUCGUCAAGUUCAGAAUUUGCAGGCAAGCAAAUGUAGAAUCCGUAUCUAUUGCUUGAUGGUUAGCAUGGAGAAUAUUUUUGCUGUUGUAAUUUACAAGUAAAUUCUGCUAUGAUUUUUCUCCAACUGCUGUUGACUUGCUCGUAGUAAAAAGUCAAUUUUGGUUUCUAAA